AUGGACUGUCCGGGGAAGGAAGGCGUGGGGGGAAGGAAGAGGAAUUUGGCCCUGCUGAGGAACAAGCUGUACAUGGGGGAGAGGAGGAGGACAGAGCCCGUGGUGGAGAGCACCACCACCGCCGGGGACCAUGGCACCUUGAGGAGGAGUCAGUCCGACAGGACAGAGUACAGCCAGAAAUUACAAGAAAAAAUGACCCCACAGGUGGCCACCUCGCCACAGGAGGAUGAAGAACAAGUCAGUAGACGCAUGAUGGCCAAGAGGGUGAAAAUCAUCGCAGAACUCAUGCAGACGGAGAAAGACUAUAUCAGCAACUUGGACCUUUGCAUCAAGGAAGUGAUUCAGCCCCUGAGAAACAAGCAGAUUGCUCGCUUUGACGUGGAUGGCUUGUUUAGCAACAUUGAAUUGGUCCAUCAAGUAUCAGCCAAACUGCUGUCAUUGUUGGAAGAAGCCACAACAGAUGUGGAGCCACCCAUGCAAAUAAUCGGGGAAGUGUUCUUGCAGAUUAAAGGCCCACUAGAAGACACAUAUAAAAUCUAUUGCUAUCACCAUGAUGAUGCACACACCAUGCUGGAAUCCUAUGAAAAGGAUGAAGAACUGAAGCAGCAUUUAAGAGACUGUGUACAGUCCUUAAAAAAGAUAUAUGAAGAAGAAGGGAAGCCAAAUCUAAUGGACAUGGGAUCUCUGAUGAUUAAACCAGUGCAACGGGUGAUGAAAUAUCCCUUGUUACUCCAUGAACUCUUGAAUUCAACUCCUGUUUCUCACCCUGACCACAAGGCGCUACAAGAUGCCCUUUUUGCCAUGAAAAGCAUUAAUGUGAACAUCAAUGAACUUAAAAGGAGGAAAGAUUUAGUGCUGAAGUACAGGAAGAAUGAUGAUGAUGAAACCCUUAAAGAAAAGUUUUCCCGACUGAAUAUUCACUCCAUCAGCAAGAAAUCCAAGAGGGUGACCAGCCAUCUGAAAAUACUGACGGGGGGAGAACCUCAGGUGAAAGAUCAAACCUUUAAUAGGGAAGAAAAAUUGUUUCGAAGUUUAGAGAAGACUGUGAAAUUGUGUGUGAAGAACAUUUCGCUCUCUUCACAACAUCUACAGGAUUCUAUACAUCUGGCUGCCCAGAAUAUAGUUGGGCUUCAGGAAAUCUUGCAAGAUAAAGGUGACAAAGUCAAUGACUGUUUGAAAAAAGGGAACAACACUGCAAAUCUCUGUGAAGACCUUAUGGCUCAACUGGACAAGCUUAUUUUGACUCCUCUCUCAGCACUACAAGCUUUGUUUUCAGGCCCUCAGAAACUCAUCCAGAAGCGCUAUGACAAGUUGUUGGACUACAACAGCUGCCUUCAGAGGUCAACCGGAGAAGAGCUGAACCUGGCAAAGAAAGACUAUGAGGCUCUAAAUGCACAGCUAGUGGAAGAACUUCAGGUAUUCAAUAGAGCAGCCAAAAAGAUUGUGUUGAACUGCCUACAUUUCUUCAUCACCUUCCUCAGGAAUAUUAUGUCUGCAGCACUUCAAUCAAAUUCUGCUGUGGUAGUGCCUGUUCCACUGUCCUCCUCAAGCAUCUGUGAAGUGCAGAAUCAAUUGAUAGAGGAGGUUCACAAGCUGAAUUUUGUAAAAGAAAACAGCAGUGCAACAUUUAUUGAGAGAAAAUUGAGCUUGGAAAGAAAGAAACCUGUCCCUUCUCCCCUGGAGUCCCCACGUCAAACAGAAGGCCACAGGUCCAAGCUGUUGUCUACGUACAGCCCCGAAUUGCUGUACCAAGCUAAGCGCAAGUGCAAUGCCACUCAGGAAUUCGAUAUUGAUUUACAUGGAGGAGAACUGGUGGCUGUCGUGGAGCAAAAGGACCCCUUCGGAAGUACAAGCAGAUGGCUUGUUGACACAGGAAUCCUUAAAGGGUAUGUGUAUUCCUCCUUCCUGAGGCCUUACAAUCCAGCCAAAGCACAGAAGGAUGUCACAGAAAACAGCUUUAGUGAUGAUGAUUUUGAUAAUAUCAGCCUCUUUGUCUCUUCACGGCCCUCUACUGACAGCAGCACAAGAAGUCCAGGGCACAAGAAGAGUGACAGCAGCUCUUCUCUUCAAAUCUGUGAAAAUCCCACAAUUAAUGGCACAGGGACUGAUGCUCUUCAGGAUAUGGAUGAUCAGCAUACCUUCUAUGCUGUUUACGCAUUUCAAGCAAGAAAUGACCAAGAACUCAGUCUUCAGGAGUACCAGAAGGUUAGGAUACUUCGUUUUUCUGACCUGAGUGGCAAUAAAGAAUGGUGGCUGGCCGAAGCAAAAGGUCAGAAAGGAUAUGUACCAUCUAAUUAUCUCGGGAAGAUGACAUACGCUUAG
This is a messenger RNA of Manacus vitellinus (golden-collared manakin), 2322 nucleotides long. RefSeq names its product Rho guanine nucleotide exchange factor 38 (gene ARHGEF38). Gene Ontology annotation, molecular function: protein binding; guanyl-nucleotide exchange factor activity. Gene Ontology annotation, cellular component: cytoplasm. Lineage: Eukaryota; Metazoa; Chordata; Aves; Passeriformes; Pipridae. The record is from RefSeq and is a predicted model, not a curated record. The coding region runs from base 1 to 2322 and encodes 773 amino acids. The transcript is spliced from 14 exons.